Musca domestica (house fly) is the source of this 492-nucleotide messenger RNA. Its product is annotated as acyl-CoA-binding protein. Bases 151 to 402 code for a protein of 83 amino acids. The record is from RefSeq and is a predicted model, not a curated record. Gene Ontology annotation, molecular function: long-chain fatty acyl-CoA binding. The transcript is spliced from 2 exons. Gene Ontology annotation, biological process: fatty acid metabolic process. NCBI's taxonomy places the organism in Eukaryota, Metazoa, Arthropoda, Insecta, Diptera, Muscidae.
UAAAAUUCUAAAAAAAAAUAUUAUAAUCAUUUGCAGCACACGAAUUAUUAUCGUCGAUUAUGGGUUUUGUAUAAAUUGCUGAUAUUUCCACGGAAACAACAUCAGUUUAUUUCCAAAUUUUUGAGAAGUAAGAUCUUCAAACAGUUCGCCAUGGAUUUCCAAACCGCCACCCAAAAAGCCAAAUCCUUCACCAAGACUCCCCCAAAUGAUGUCUUCUUGGAAUUCUACGGUCUCUUCAAACAAGCCACCGUUGGUGAUUGCAACGUUGACAAGCCCAGCGCCAUUGACGUUAAGGGUUCAGCGAAAUGGAAUGCCUGGAACGCCAACAAGGGUAUGAGCCAAGAUGCCGCCAAGGCUGCCUACAUUGCUGCCUAUGAGAAAUAUGCUCCUCAAUAUGCUUAAAUCACGUUUACUCACCCGAAACUACCCGUCCGCUUUUCUUCUAAAUUAUUUAUUUUUUGUUAAUAAAUUGUCAUAAAAAAUUGCAAAAAA